AUGAAAUUCUUAUCGAUCCUCCCUGUUUUUUUGGUAUUCGUUAUUGCUAUUGCUAAUACGGCCUCUGCAGCUAAGGUUGGAGACAAAGUCCAACCAUUGGGUGUGAGGUUCAAAGAUCUAUACGCGUCGCAAAUUGCUAAUGUGACUUCAACCUAUAACCAUUUUAAUAGCCAAUCUAAAGCUUUUGAUACGAAAAUAGCAGCUGCCGCUAAACAAGAUGGUACAGACGCAGCUGUCACAAAAGCGCUAUUGGAAUGGAAUGAAAAAUAUAGGAGCGAAGUAGCUAAAUUGCAUACUUCCACCAAAAAGUUGUCAAAAUCAAUCAAGAAGCUUGGUGUUUUAUUGAAGAAGUAA
Messenger RNA from Dentiscutata erythropus, 354 nucleotides. Lineage: Eukaryota; Fungi; Glomeromycota; Glomeromycetes; Diversisporales; Gigasporaceae. The record is from the annotation of a GenBank genome assembly.